AUGGAUCAGAUUGAUAAGUAUAAGCGAGUGGAGGAAGACCAGUUGCAAGGUAAAGGAAAAGAGAAGCAAUCAAGGGCUCCGGUUUCGCCCCCUGACACAACUGCCGAAGAGGCGAAAUGUGAAGAUUUGGAAGAGGUGGUUAUUGGUGGUGACCCGGAGAAAUUCUUUCGGGUAGGGGCUCAGCUGCCUCUUCAGGAGAAGGAGGAGUUGGUUGAGUUUCUCAAAAGAAAUAUUGAUGUAUUUGCAUGGGAUGCCUGCGAUGCUCCCGAGAUUGACCCAGCCUUCAUCUGUCAUCAUCUUAAUGUCAACCCGACCAUCACCCCCAAGAAGCAACCACCUCGUCGCCCGUCAAGAGAGCAUGUCAAUGCAAUUAGGGACGAAGUGGCGAAGCUUAAGCGUGCUGGGGCUAUCAAAGAGGAGAAAACAACCUUUGUGACACCAACUGGGAACUACCACUACAAGGUAAUGCCGUUCGGUCUGAAGAACGCAGGGUCUACUUAUCAAAGGAUGAUGACAAGAAUGUUCGAGUCGCAGUUGGGCAAGAGCAUCGAAAUCUAUGUCGAUGAUAUGGUGGUGAAGAGUACAGUGGUGUCCGAGCAUUUAGGAGACCUCGGCAGCACCUUUGGCGUCUUAAGGAAGCACAAACUGCGCCUAAAUGCUUCUAAAUGCUUAUUUGACGUGGGAUUAGGCAAGUUUUUGGGCUACACGGUUACUUAUAGGGGAAUUGAGGUUAACCCUGACCAAAUCAAGGCUAUAAAUGACCUAAAACCACCGCAAAACGCGAAGGAGGUCCAAAAGCUUACUGGGAUGAUUGCAGCCCUCAAUCGAUUAAUUUCCAGGUCGGCAGAUAGAUGCAGACCGUUCUAUCCCUUGAUCAACAAGUGGAAAGGGUUUGAGUGGUCCGAGGACUGUAUUGUUGCCUUCCAGCAACUCAAGGAGUACCUAUCCAGGUUGCCUAUCAUGUCCAGUCCCGAGGCCGAUGAAGUUCUAUACGCAUAUAUUGCUGUGGCCCCCCAUGCUGUGAGCUUGGUGCUAAUACGGGAUGACAAUGGCCUUCAAAAGCCAGUCUAUUACGUGAGCAAGUCGCUGCAUGAAGCUGAGGUCAGAUACCUACCCUUGGAGAAGGCCAUACUGGCUAUGGUCCACGCUACACGAAAGCUUCCUCAUUAUUUCCAAGCCCACACAGUGGUUGUUCUAACCCAACUACCCUUGAAGUCUGUACUUCGAACCGCUGAUUACGCUGGAAGGAUUGCCAUAUGGAGCACAAUUCUGGGAGCUUUUGACAUCAAAUACAUGCCUCGGACCUCUAUAAAGGGCCAAGUCCUAGCUGACUUGGUGGCCGAAUUUGCUGAACCACCAGUAGAAAUAGUAGCAAAGGAGUGGAACAUGGAUGGAAAAUCAGUUGGAGUAAUCUCUAUGCCAGGACCCCUAUGUUGGAAGGUGUAUGUUGAUGGCGCAGCAAAUCAAAGGGGGUCCGGAGUGGGACUAGUCCUAAUAUCUCCUGAGAAGACUAUCAUAGAGAAAUUCCUGAGACUUGGGUUCUCGGCCACGAACAACGAAGCCGAGUAUGAGGCCUUGCUACAAGGAAUUGCCAUGGUGCAGAAAAUGGGAGGAAAAGUAGUGGAGAUGUUCUCGGACUUGAGACUAGUAGUGGGCCAGGUAAAGGGAGAGUUAGAGGCCAGAGACGUAAGGAUGCAAGAGUACUUAAGCCAGGUCAAACGCUUGCAGUCAGACUUCGAUCUUUUCAGCUUGUCGCACGUCUCCAAAAGUGGAAACACUCAUGCAGAUUCAUUGGCCAUGCUUGCCACCUCCUCGGCAGGGGGUCUGCCUCGAAUUAUUCUUGUCGAGCAUUUGGAUAGAGCAAAUGAAGUAGCCGAAGGCAUGGUCCAUAUCCAUGAGGUUAGAGUGGGUCCUUGCUGGAUGGACCCUAUGGUGAGGUUCCUCAAAGAUGAUAUCUUGCCCAAGGAAAAGUCAAAGGCUGAAAAGAUACGAAGAAAAGCUCCUUGGUUCUGGUUGUCCAAGGACCACAAAUUGUACAAGCGCUCGUAUUCCGGGCCAUAUUUACUGUGUGUCCACCCUAAGGCAUCAGAACUACUGCUUGAAGAGCUGCACGAAGGGAUUUGCGGGAGUCACACAGGAGGAAGAUCUCUGUCGCACCGAGCCAUUACCCAGGGGUAUUGGUGGCUGGGGAUGCAGAAGGAAGCCCUGGAAUAUGUUAAAAAGUGUGACCAGCGCCAAAGGUUCACCCCAAAUAUUCAUUAG
Messenger RNA from Quercus robur (English oak), 2262 nucleotides. RefSeq lists its product as uncharacterized. The transcript has 3 exons. NCBI's taxonomy places the organism in Eukaryota, Viridiplantae, Streptophyta, Magnoliopsida, Fagales, Fagaceae. Gene Ontology annotation, molecular function: RNA-DNA hybrid ribonuclease activity; nucleic acid binding. The record is from RefSeq and is a predicted model, not a curated record. Bases 1 to 2262 code for a protein of 753 amino acids.